AUGGCCACCUCUCGUGUCUUCGCCUCCCGCAUGGCCUCCGUCAUGGCCCAGACCUCCAAGGUCGCCCGCCCUGCUGCUCGCUUCCAGCUCAACGCUGCCACCAAGCGCACCUUCACCCAGAAGGCCCCCGCCUUCGGUGCCCCCAAGCGCAUCCAGUCUCCCACUCUCCUCCAGGCCAAGGCCUUCCAGACUGCCGCCCGCCGCCAGUACUCCUCCGAGGUCGCCUCCGCCAUGGUUGAGGUCUCCAAGAACAUCGGUAUGGGUUCCGCCGCCAUCGGUCUCGGUGGUGCCGGUAUCGGUAUCGGUCUCGUCUUCGCCGCUCUCCUCAUGAGUGUCUCCCGCAACCCUGCCCUCCGUGGCCAGCUCUUCUCCUACGCCAUUCUUGGCUUCGCCUUCGUCGAGGCCAUGGGUCUCUUCGAUCUCAUGGUUGCCAUGAUGUGCAAGUACGUCUAA
Molecule: messenger RNA, 453 nt
Organism: Penicillium mononematosum
Lineage: Eukaryota; Fungi; Ascomycota; Eurotiomycetes; Eurotiales; Aspergillaceae
Product: ATP synthase subunit C family protein
Exons: 1
Coding region: 1-453 (150 amino acids)
Biological process (GO): proton transmembrane transport; proton motive force-driven ATP synthesis
Molecular function (GO): proton transmembrane transporter activity
Source: RefSeq, a predicted model, not a curated record